This is a messenger RNA of Apodemus sylvaticus (European woodmouse), 1185 nucleotides long. It is a transcript of the gene Sap30, whose product is annotated as Sin3A associated protein 30. The transcript is spliced from 4 exons. NCBI's taxonomy places the organism in Eukaryota, Metazoa, Chordata, Mammalia, Rodentia, Muridae. Gene Ontology annotation, molecular function: protein binding; transcription coregulator activity. Gene Ontology annotation, cellular component: histone deacetylase complex. Gene Ontology annotation, biological process: regulation of DNA-templated transcription. The record is from RefSeq and is a predicted model, not a curated record. Bases 298 to 960 code for a protein of 220 amino acids.
UCACCCUCGCCCAGGUUCUGGGGUUGGAAGGAGGCGGAGGAGCUGUGGUCCAACUGCUGAAGUCUCCAUGUGACAGUGAGUGGGGUCCCCUUCUGGGCGCCACUCCACUCCUGAUCACAGUCACAGGAUCCGGCCACUAUACCAGCACCGACAGACCGGCAGGCCCCGGACUCUGGGCGUCGGACGGUGCGGCCGCCAGACUUGGGGUGCUGAGUGAACGGCGGACCCGGGGAAGGAGGCGGAGCGGCGCGGCGAGCGGGGCUCUGUGGUGGCGCCGGCGCCCCUGAACUGGCAGACAUGAACGGCUUCACUCCGGAGGAGAUGAGCCGAGGCGGGGACGCGGCCGCUGCCGUGGCCGCGGUGGUCGCUGCUGCAGCUGCUGCCGCCUCGGCGGGGAAUGGGAACGCAGCCGGCGGUGGGGCAGAGGUGCCGGGUGCCGGUGCGGUGUCGGCUUCUGGGCCACCUGGAGCGGCCGGUCCUGGCCCCGGGCAACUCUGUUGUUUGCGGGAGGACGGUGAGCGGUGCGGACGCGCGGCAGGCAACGCCAGCUUCAGCAAGAGGAUCCAGAAGAGCAUCUCUCAGAAGAAGGUGAAGAUCGAGCUGGAUAAGAGUGCAAGGCAUCUUUACAUCUGUGACUAUCAUAAGAACCUAAUUCAGAGUGUUAGGAACAGAAGGAAGAGGAAGGGAAGCGAUGAUGAUGGCGGAGACUCACCUGUUCAGGACAUCGACACUCCAGAGGUUGAUUUGUAUCAAUUACAAGUAAAUACACUUAGAAGAUACAAAAGACACUUCAAGCUUCCAACCAGACCUGGUCUAAAUAAAGCACAACUUGUUGAGAUAGUUGGUUGUCACUUUAAGUCUAUCCCGGUGAAUGAAAAAGACACCUUAACAUGUUUCAUCUACUCAGUGAGGAAUGACAAGAACAAAUCAGAUCUCAAGGCCGACAGUGGUGUUCACUAGGAGAGACGCUGUUCGCACUAGCACAUAGAUGUCUGCCUGUAAAGAAUGUUUACUGUUUUUCAGAUGUAGAAAUGGUCUUGUGUAUUUUUUCUACAGAGGAUUUUCUUUGACUGAGUUUUUUUUUUUUUUUUUGGUCGUCAUUUUUGAUUCUAAUAAUUAGUUGGAAACUCAUAUAAACUGAGCUUCCUAGAUUAAACAUAUUUUAAAUAAAGGUUAUUACUAUUA